CUAGACAUCACGUGGUGCCAUUGCUCUCUCCUUUCUCAGCCAGCGACCUCGCAUGAUCUCCUCGAGCCGCCAGGUCCACGGGGAGCACUGGAUGAGCUGCUUAAGGUGCGUCCGCUUGGCACCAUCCUCCCAGUCAGCGAUGAGGCUCUCAGGGUCGUGGUAGGCCUGGCCCACCCACACAGAAGAGACAGAAUCAUUGCUGCAGGGGAAAGCUGGGUUUGUCUGUCGACGUUCCUACCCCCUUGCUGCGAUAUGCAUCUCUGAUCUCGUCCAGCUGCGGCAGCACCCUGAGAGAGAGGAGGAUCAACAGCAACACAUGACAUGAGGUGAGCGCCUGGUGCGUCUGUCUGGUGUGCGCCUACUCGUCCAGCCUGUCGCCAUUGGUGUUGGUGCAGAUCUUGGAAAGCUUCUCGUGAAGCCCGCGAAGCUUUCUGGUCCCCGACAUUGUUUACGUACAAGCAAG
Molecule: messenger RNA, 463 nt
Organism: Vitrella brassicaformis
Lineage: Eukaryota; Vitrellaceae
Source: the annotation of a GenBank genome assembly